UCCCUCUUCGCCUCCUCCUCCUCCUCGCCGUGGCUGCCGCUUCAGUUGCUCGGACUGCGUCGCCUCCAUUCCCUCCACCCCACCGGGCUGAGUUCCUCCUCCUCAUCCUCCUCAUCCCCCUCAUCCCCCUACCCCUGUCGGCCUCCCGUCAUUUCCCCCCUCCACUACCUCCACACAGAGGUCGCAAUCGGGUACCCGAUACCCGUACCCUACCCGAUACCCGGCUACCCGUACCUGGACGGGUCAUGAAAUGCUGUUUUGACUGAGGAAAUAAUAGCCUUGGCUGUUCUCCCAUCAUCGUCGGCCAUGUCUGCCACUCCAGCGCCACCAUCGGCCAUCGAGAACAUCUCCCGCAGAGACGCCGAGAGAAAGACGGAGGUUGAGCGCCGUCGCCGGGAGGACGAGGUUGACCUGGCGCCGGGGGAGCAGGCCGACCGCUUCGGGGCGACCUUCAGCACCGAGACGGCGGCCCUGGAGGCGCUGCUGCUGCGGGGUGCCGUGGAGGAGGCCGCAGGACGCGCCUCGGCCUUGCAGGACCUCGUCAACCAGGCCACGCUCUACCUGCCGGCGUACUGCCUACGUCAGGCGCAGGGCAGCCUCGACUCCUUUUUGGCCAGGAUCAGGGCCAAACGGGAUGAGGCGGCGCCCAAGAAGAAGUUCGCCUUCAAAGCUCGAAGCAAGAAGGAGGCGGCGGUGGAGAAGGACGAGACCGACGACAAGGUGGAGGCGCCGCCGGCGACGGAUGGCCAACACAAGCGGUCGACCAAGUUCGACCUGGUCCAGUGUGGCUUCCACGACCUGGUCGGGCAGAAGCUGACGGAGCGCGGCGACCGGCUGUCCGGCACGGACUGGGCCCUGGGGAACCUGUCCGGCUGCACUGUGGCGCUCCUGGGCUCCCCGAGCACCCUGCAUAUCACGGGCGUCAGGGACUGCGUGGUGCUGUGUGGGCCCGUGGCCACGUCCGUGUUUCUGGACGACUGCAAAGGGUGCAAGGUGGUGGUGGCCUGCAGGCAGUUCCGCGCCCACCGCUCCGAGGACACAGACUUCUACGUGGACGUGGCCAGCAAGGCCAUCAUCGAAGACUGCGUCCGAGUGAGGUUCGCGCCCUACAACCUGAGCUACCCGGGCCUGGACAGCCACUUCAAAGAUGCGAGGAUGGAGGGUCACGGCCAGACGUGGAACGGAAUCAACGACUUCAACUGGCUGGCAGACGUGCCCUCUCCCAACUGGAGCAUGAUCCCAGAAGAUGAGAGGGUACCCACGUGGAAUGUGGAUGCGGUGUGAUGAGCAUCGGUCAUAGUUCACCUCCGCGGCGUCACCACAAAUGCUUGUGCCAGGCUGGGUGCACUUGAGGCCACUUCAAGUGCUUGAAUGCUCGCUUGCAGGUAACGGGACGGGCUCAGGUGUGUUUUUUUCCAGUGGGAAAAAACACAGCUGGUAACUGCUCCCGAUUGUGCCAACUCGCUGUUUAAUCUGCCCAGCGCUCUGUUUGCGGUGAGACGACACGGAGAGAAAAAAUGCACUCGGCUACACGACCGUUCUGUGGCAGACUAAAAAAAAUUCGCAAGCGAUCAAUUUCAAAUUAGUUAGUUACACUGAAAGGUUGUGGAGUUAUUUAAAUGUACACUACAGCCCUUGUGUUCAUUCACCGCUGGACGAGGGCCUCCCCACACGCUGUGUGGGUGGUGGGUGUUAUUUGACCAUACUUCACCACACCGGUCAGUGAGGAUUGCAGGCGGGGGGGGGGGCAUCCAUAAAUGUGGGAACAAGUGCAGUAGUGAAUUUUUAUGCAUUGCUUUCUGCCCAUAACGUUAGCCCUGCUGCAACCUUCAGCGCCUGCUUGUGGCACACACAUACACACACAAGCAGCAGGCAGGCAUAACUCUGCUCAGCAUCUGAGAUUUGACGAGAUCAGCGCAUUUCGGGGCAGUUUGGUCAAAGGCAUCAACUGUUCUUUAUUAACAUUCGCAUCAACACUUGAGCUCGCGUGUAAUAAACAAUGAAGGCAUUCCAUUGUUGAGUUUGAUUGGCAGUAAAAGUUGCGCAUUUCUUUCGAUGUUAACAAAGUUGCUUAGGCACAGAGGUCAAAAAUGCAAAAUUGGCCACCAACAGAGAGCACUUAAAGAGGUUUCUUGAAAUUAUUGUUAAAAUGACUCUUUAAAACUGUUGUCAUGCAUGUGUGCUACGAUUGUAUGAGCAAAAAAACAUUUAAAAGUGUUGCUGGGGUUAACUGAACUAAUGUGCGCAAUACAGAUGGUGACGGUAGGGCCCGGGGCGUAUGCUCUGCUCACGCCGCUACUAAGUGAGCCCCCGUCGAGGGUUUUUGGUCUACCCUUCCACGCUGGUGUAUUUGACAGUAAAACGAGACUGGAACAACCUCUUGUAAUCGGCGACCAUUUGCUGAAUCGCACGAGCAGAGAAAAAUAAUUGCUUGCUAUUGGCAUUACCACAAAAAUGCGGCGUGUGGAGACUUGGUUCUCGUUAGAUUUUGCGUGUGCAAUAAAAUUUAAAAAAGCUAAACUGACGAGCAUUAUUUAUUUGUGUGAUUUUAAAACUGUCCCGAAAAUUGUCAUUGGCGACAUUCCAGGGUCCUAAAGUGCAGUGUACAAACUAG
This is a messenger RNA of Lethenteron reissneri (Far Eastern brook lamprey), 2614 nucleotides long. Its product is annotated as tubulin-specific chaperone C-like. Lineage: Eukaryota; Metazoa; Chordata; Hyperoartia; Petromyzontiformes; Petromyzontidae. Gene Ontology annotation, molecular function: tubulin binding. Gene Ontology annotation, cellular component: cytoplasm. The record is from RefSeq and is a predicted model, not a curated record. Gene Ontology annotation, biological process: tubulin complex assembly; post-chaperonin tubulin folding pathway.